Molecule: messenger RNA, 2687 nt
Organism: Grammomys surdaster
Lineage: Eukaryota; Metazoa; Chordata; Mammalia; Rodentia; Muridae
Product: zinc finger protein 45-like
Exons: 6
Coding region: 399-1859 (486 amino acids)
Biological process (GO): regulation of transcription by RNA polymerase II
Molecular function (GO): DNA-binding transcription factor activity; RNA polymerase II cis-regulatory region sequence-specific DNA binding
Source: RefSeq, a predicted model, not a curated record
UCGACUGAUCCAUGGAUCUGGAGGUUUGCGGGGUUGACGGCGGGCGGCCGUAGGGGAGUCGGCUCCAGGCUGGCGAAACGGAAGCGCAGGGCUCCCAGUGAGUCUCCCUGGAUCCCACAGAUUUCAUCGCACUUGAUAGGGUCUCAGCGCGUGGCUCUGUCAUCCUCGUGCCUCGGCCUCCGGUGUUGCGUUGACAGGCUGACCUUGAGUAGGACUGAGUAGAAGGCCAGGUCGUGGCUCCUUCAGCAAGGCUCCUGAAGCAACAGAGAGACAAGGCUUAUCGGGAUGUCAGCUGUGGAAUGAGGUGAUUUCAGGAACCCCCACCUGCCUCCGCCCCCUCCAGUGCGUGGGUGCAUCAGCUGCCAUCUUUGUUGACCCAGCCAUUCCCCAGGAGGACAAUGACCAAGGUCAAGGAGAUGGUGACGUUCAGGGACGUGGCCGUGGUCUUCAGCGAGGAGGAGCUGGGGCUGCUGGACGCUGCCCAGAGGAAGCUGUACCACGACGUGAUGCUGGAGAACUUGAGGAUGCUGCUCUCAGUGGGAGGCAAGAAUGUAGAGGAGAUGGAGUCUCUUGAGGAAGCGGGAUUGAGGCACCUGCCACACGAGGAGCUUUUCUGCUCACAAAUCUGGCAGCAAGUUACAAGGGAGUUAACCAAGGCUCGAGAGUGCAGAGCAAGCGUCGGGGAAACUGGCUCUCGGUUGAAACGAGAUGAAGUGCGUCGUGCAGACGAAGAAUACAGCAAGCAUUCGGGUCAGAAAUCACGGCUCCAACGCCACUGCGGAUUAAACGGUGGUGAAGAACCUUACGGAGAGGACAGGAGCGAGAAAGACUCCUGGGACUCCCCACUUCAGGCUAACGGGCGACUCCCCGAAGGAGAGAAGAGGUAUAGAUGUGAAAAAUGUGACCACUCCUUCUGUCGGUUAUCGGGUCUCGAAGCCCAUCAGGUGAGGCACACCGGAGAGAAACCGUACAAGUGUGAGGAGUGUGGCAAGGGCUUCACUCGGGCCUCCACCCUUCUGGACCAUCAGAAAGGCCACGCUGGAAACAAGCCCUAUCAGUGCAAUGCUUGCUGGAAGAGUUUCUGUCACAGCUCGGAGUUUAACAAUCACAUACGAGUCCACACGGGAGAGAAACCCUACGUAUGCGAGGAGUGUGGGAAAGGCUUCAGCCAGGCCUCGCAUCUUCUGGCCCAUCAGAGAGGCCACACCGGAGAGAAGCCCUACAAAUGUAGCACGUGUGGGAAGGGCUUCAGCCGGAGUUCAGAUCUUAACGUUCACUGUAGAAUCCAUACGGGAGAGAAACCCUAUAAGUGUGAGACGUGUGGGAAAGCCUUCAGUCGAGUCUCAAUUUUCCAAGUGCACCAGAGGGUCCACAGUGAAGACAAACCGUACAAGUGCACAGAGUGUGGGAAGGGCUUCACUGUGGAGUCACACCUUCAAGCACACCAGAGGUCCCAUACCGGAGAGAGACCCUAUCAGUGUGAGGAGUGCGGUAGAGGCUUCUGUCGGGCGUCCAAUUUUCUAGCUCACCGUGGAGUCCACACAGGAGAGAAACCGUAUCAAUGUGACGUAUGCGGAAAACGCUUCCGGCAGAGGUCGUACCUCCAUGACCACCAGAGGAUCCACACUGGAGAGAAACCCUACAGAUGCGAGGAGUGUGGAAAAGUCUUCAGUUGGAGCUCCUACCUCAAAGCCCACCAGAGAGUUCACACGGGAGAGAAACCGUACAAGUGCGGGGAGUGUGGGAAGGGCUUCAGCUGGAGCUCAAGUCUCUUAAUUCACCAGCGGGUCCACGCUGACGAUGAGGGGCAGAAGGAUUGGCCUGGAUCAGAAGGCUCACAGGGGAAACAAACUCUGUAAUGUUUUAUAGUUCGAUAUUUCAAAUGGAAGCUGAAAGGUCCCAGUUCUUAGAGUUCUCAAGGGAGACAAAGGGGUCGUAGUAUCAGUAUUUUGACUGGAACAGGAUGCCUUAGGAUAAUGGGGAGACUACAAAGCAGAGAAGCUUUCUAAAUUGGAGCCGUGUAGACUUCAGUCAGAACCUUGCCCUUUAACACAUGGAGACAGUAGCUGCGUGAAGUUGAGUGUGAACUGGAGGUAUCUCAACGGAAGGGACCAGAUCUGUUCCACGGGAGCAACUUUCUUACACUGCUGGUUGCAACCUCAUGUGGGGCUUCAUAACCAUAAGUGACAGUCACAAGACAUUUAGGGAUGCUACAAGCUUUCUGCAUAUCCGGUGACCAACCCCUCAGAAUUCAACAGGUGAUAAAUCCGAGGGGCUUCUGGCAGCUCUUACCCAUGCUGCAACUGUGUGACUUCACUACAGCCGUCCUCAGAACACACAGCGUGAAACCUUACAUGUUGCCAUCACCACACCCAGGACCAUGGGCACUGCUCGAAGUCUCUCUGCUCAGGGCCAGCACUGUUGUCUGUUACAAAUUGCACUGCUUUGUACUGUACACAUUUCCUGCUCUUCCUGAAGCAAACGCUGUGCUUACACUACUUGUCUGUUCUCACUCUUCAGUGCUUGUUAAGCAUCGAGCUAGUUUUAGUUUACCUGCAGAUUUUGCUGUGUCUCAGCGUGGUUUUAAGCGUCCCCGUUACUCCCCUACAGAAAGGGUUCCACGGAACUACUAUGCAAAUUUGGUUUGUGAUUAAUAAAUUAUCACUUAUUGAAGCUGUUUCAAAACA